This is a messenger RNA of Cylicocyclus nassatus, 727 nucleotides long. NCBI's taxonomy places the organism in Eukaryota, Metazoa, Nematoda, Chromadorea, Rhabditida, Strongylidae. The record is from the annotation of a GenBank genome assembly.
AUGUACUUCGCGGUUUUUUCUGCGCUUUUAUGCAUUUCGAGCGGGGCCCCCUUCAUUGGACAAACGCUGUUGGAUGCACAACUUGCAGCCACUACACCACAAGAAGAACAGCAUGAGUACCCAGCGCCUCAGGAGAACUCAGAAAGCGUUGUUCUGGAACCUCCACUGAUCAAAAGAGGCAUUGAUCCUCUUUCGAUUCCUCGUUUGAUCAGAGAGCCACCAUUGAAACGAAUUGAUCCUUUUUCGAUCCCACGUUUGAUCAGAGAGCCACCAUUGAAACGAGGAGAGAAGAGAGACUCCUAUGUGUACCCACUGACGAGUUCGCAGCUUGACAGGAUCCCAUUGAGAGAACCACCACUUAAGCGAGGGUACUACGAAGAUGAGGAGCAGAAUCCGUCGCAAGACCCUACCGAGUAUGGAGCUUCAUACAUGCAAAAUCAACAAGAUGAUGACUGGCAGACGUCUGCUGUGAGGACAUCGAAGCAGCCAACGGAAUCUUUGCGGAAAAAUAUCUACGAGUACCUUGCUAGCAUACGCAGACAGCUGCCUCCUUCUAUCCUCCAGAUACCCACGAGGCAAAUGAGAUCUUCGACGGGACCACGCUCCCCAAUGAGGUUAUGGCGCUGAACUCGUUGUCCGCUUACAUACACCCACUUGAUCUCCUGCGCCGACAGUAGCAGCUAGCAUUGGCAUCUCUUGACAUAUAAAUAUUGAGUGAUGACUGUAC